AUGUUGCAAGUGUCAUUGCCUUUGUUUUAUGGUUGUCAUAGAGAACAUGAUACUUGGGAAAAGAGCAUAGAGAAUUUGUUUGUGUUGCUUAACAUAGAGAAAGAGAGUGAGAAAAUAGGCUUAGCUAUAGGUUGUUUUCGUUCUAAUGCUUUGAAUUGGUGGAAGCUAGUUUCAAAUAUCUAUUCACAUUAUUGGUAUCGUAAUUUGGAUGAUUGGCAUGAUUUGAGAAGUGCUUUGCGAGAAAGAUAUGCUGGUACUAACACCUUUGAUGAAGCAAAAGUGAAGUUGCUCAAUUGUAAGCAGAAUGGUAGAUCCAUUCAAUCUUACUUUGAGGAAUUAGAAGGGUUGUUUCUGAGUUCAGAAGUGGAUGAGAACGACUACAUGUUGACAGACCAUUUCCACUAUGGCUUGGACAAGUGUUUCAAACAACACCCAAAGAUAAGGAGACAAUCAAGGCUCUAUGAGGCAUACUAUGCUGCCUUAGAAGUGGAAAGAGAGCAUGAUACUUCUUGUGGUUGGAAUGGUCCAAUUGAGGAUCAGGGGCCAAUCAAGGAAGAAAGAAUGGAUCUUGACUACCUAUGUGAUAGGGAGUUGGUUCAAGAGAGCUAUGAUCAAGGUGAUGAGAAUGUCAUUAACUUUGGGGUUCAAACCAAAGGAGAUGCAGACCUCAUGGAAAUAAGUGCUGAAGAGUAUCAAGAGAGUUUGACUCUGUGUGCUCCAUGA
Molecule: messenger RNA, 723 nt
Organism: Oldenlandia corymbosa var. corymbosa
Lineage: Eukaryota; Viridiplantae; Streptophyta; Magnoliopsida; Gentianales; Rubiaceae
Source: the annotation of a GenBank genome assembly